Messenger RNA from Annulohypoxylon maeteangense, 791 nucleotides. RefSeq lists its product as uncharacterized. The transcript has 3 exons. Lineage: Eukaryota; Fungi; Ascomycota; Sordariomycetes; Xylariales; Hypoxylaceae. Gene Ontology annotation, biological process: mycotoxin biosynthetic process. The record is from RefSeq and is a predicted model, not a curated record. The coding region runs from base 217 to 636 and encodes 139 amino acids.
CAAAGAACUGGUGGGCCGGGAACUCUUUCUAAUGCCCUCACAGAUGUCAGUAGCUACUACUCGGACUGGGUCCCUAUCUCCCAUGAGCUGCUACGUGAAGAGGCAUUGGACACGCCAGAGACCAAAUUCACAGGAUUGCCAAAUGAUGUUAACACGAAAGCCUGGGAUGAUCUCAUAACGCCAACCUUUUUCUCCGCUUCAGAAGAAGAUCUGCAAAUGACCGGUGAAUCGAUCGAUGACUCAGUGCUCCUAGCUGAUGGAGGCUAUCUAGCAGGACUUGGUGUUUACCAUAAUAUACACUGCUUAAGACGUUUACGGCUUUUCUUGCACAGUAAUUAUUAUUAUGGAAACCUCUCGGAGACUAAUAUGGAAUAUUUGCGUGGGCAUUUGGGUCACUGUAUUGAAUCUCUCCGCCGCAGCAUAAUGUGUAAUGCGGACACCAGUAUAUACACUUUUACUUGGACGGGUGCUGAAUUGGUUCGACCAGGUGUAUGGAGGCCAAGUCCAAAAUCGAAUCAGGACAGGAAAUGUGUCAUAUGGGAACCACUAGAGAACUGGGUUACGGAGAGACGGGUUCCACUCAAUCCAAUAUUGUUGAAGCCUAGUGGAGAAGAGGAAGAGAUUUUGAUGAUUUGAUAACAAAGAGCGAGGUGAUGCUUGAAGGAUUUCCUGGAUGGCUAUCUUCAAACUGAAUAGCAGUUAGAGUUGACUAACAGCAGCUAGGUUAGGCUAUUUCGAAUAUUUACUACCGACCCUGUUCCUUGACACCAAGUGCAUGUGGGUCCAUUUUG